Messenger RNA from Laccaria bicolor S238N-H82, 1023 nucleotides. RefSeq lists its product as uncharacterized. The record is from RefSeq and is a predicted model, not a curated record. The transcript is spliced from 5 exons. Lineage: Eukaryota; Fungi; Basidiomycota; Agaricomycetes; Agaricales; Hydnangiaceae. The coding region runs from base 1 to 1023 and encodes 340 amino acids.
AUGCACAUGCAUGUCACCAGUAUCAACCGGCCCUGGACUCAACAAGAUCUUGACAUUGGAUCACCAGAGUGGCCUAUUAUCUGGAGCACGUUUCCUGAUGGGGCGGACUGGUUCCUUGAGAAGGAUGUUGCUCUCAAUGCCCUGGAGAAGUGGAGACAUGAUAUGUGCACAGGAGCACCAGGCCAUUCGAAGCCCAUUGUCGAUGUUAUUGCUGAAAAUGGCAAUCAUGUAUUUGGCAGAUUUGGAAGACAUCUUGCUAAUGACUUCCUUUACUAUGCUGCAAAUUUCCCUGGUGCUCCUUGCUCCUGGGUUUGCUCUGAUGAUGCAUGCUUCUCCCACUUCACCUCUCGUAUUGUGAGCUAUACUCAGAUUUGGCAGUCUGCUGACUUUCUGAAACGAUGUGGCAUGUCAACCAACUCUUCCAAUCCUUUCGCAUUCAAUACAACAUCUGAUCGUAAUUAUACUGCUGGAUUUAUCUGGGUAUUCAGGAAGGCAUUUGUCAAGAUUCCACAGGACUUGUAUAACCAGUACCUACGAGAAGGACUAUUCAAUCCAACUCAUAAGAUAGGGGAUCCAUAUCAGUACACUGGACCGCUCUCUGACAAGCAGUUCAAGCGUAUUGAGGUGAACUACCAUGCUUACCUUGAUGCCUUCACCGUCAUAACAGCAAGAGUUCCAGAUGGGUGGAAGGAUGGACCAGUUCAAUCAUUCUCUGACUUCAAGGAAGCAGGGUAUAGUACCACCAUUAGGCCAGCGCAGUUCCAUGAAGCAAAGCAAAAUAUGGUAGAUCCAGACCAUGCCAUACAAGUUUGCUUGCGGCCAGGAAGACCAGCAAAGGUUACAGGGAAUGGCCCAGGGCAGAAGAGGAAAGCGCUGACAAGAGAAACUCUUGAAAAAAUGAAGCUACAGAAGAAGAGAAAACUGAUGAUUCACUCAGAAGAGCAAGAGAAGGAGAAUGAGCUUCCUAUUAUUGUUGCAUCACCAUCCCCUCCUCAAAGAUUGACCCACUCUCAUAAAUGUUAA